AUAAAAUAAAAAUUCAUCAAAUUUAAUAUGAUAUUUAGAGUCGAAACGUUUCUCUAAUAUGUCUUCCAAGUAAAAGAUGGUUUACCUUGAUGAGAUUAGGCCAUGGAAGACGAAAUGGUUGGUCGAAGCCAAAGUUACCACACCUGGAAACCAUCUAAUGUUGGGCUUGGUGAGAGUUUAGAAAUCAUAUUUGCAUACAAAAAGGUAAUAAAAACAAUAACAUGGAAAUUCUGUUAAGUCUUCAUAGUAUAUAGAUUCCUAAAAUUUUGACCAAAUGAAAAAAUGAAUGGAUACAAUUAAAACAUUUAUGGAUGUAAUCAGUAGAAUACUUAUCUUCGUACUGAUUGUUUGUAGUGCACAGCGUACAUGACAACUGGAUUGUUUGAUAAUGUUUGUGAUAUAUAUAAUUUGAUAAUGUUUGUGAUAUUACGGCUAAAUUCUUUAUUAGCAUAAAUUCAUUUGUGAUUUUGAUUUUUGUCAUGUACAAAUAAAAGAAAAAUAUUUUAGGUUAAGAAUAUGAUUGUCUAACAUUAAAUAUAUAUAAAAUAUUUAACAUAAGUAUAUAAUUUAUAUUUUAUGGUAUAUUUUCAAAGAUGUUUUACCUUUAAUUUAAUUUUAAUAUUAUAAUAAUUUGUAUUUGGAUCAAUAUUUCCACUAAGAAUCAAUAAACUGGUCAUAAUAUUAUUCAUUAAAAUCACAAACUAAAUAAGAGAUAAACGUAAUUAUGAUAUUAUUAGCAGAUAUUGUUAAUAUAUAUUACUAAUUAAAUGUCCUAAUAAUAUAUAUAUAUAUAUAUAUUUUAAAUAUAGUAUAUAUCAGUAGAAUAGGAUAAUGUUUAUUAAUAUUUUAAAUAUCAUGAAAAUAUAUAUAUUAAAAUUAAUUUUAAAUAAUAAUAUUAAAGAAACUAAUAACUUAUCCUAUAAUCAUAGAGAAAUAGACAAAUAAGCAAAUUUAUUUUUCAAAAACUAGUAUAGAUCUGAUGAUAUUGUCAUUAUGGAGAAUCAAAAUAUAAUCUCCGUUUGGUGCUUUUAGAUGCACACAUUAUUUAUAGGGUUAUAAAAAGCCAUGCUCAUCCCAUUCUGAAAAUACACAUCCAAUACAAACAAUACAAAUUGUUGUAUUUCCAUCUUGUAAAUUUGGGACCUCCAGGGAAAAGUACCGGUUGAAAAUUCUGACAGAGGAAACAGCUUCACCUUUCAAAGUCAUACCUCUUCUAGAUAUUUUUACAAUGGAAAUAUGGUUGACAUGUUUGUUAAUCCUUGGCAUUGUAGUGGGCGUCAUACUACUUGUGUUACUUUGCUAUUGCGAGUUUACCAAGAAAAGUAAUAACGACGACGACAAAUCUGAUGGAAGUGCAUAAAAGAGACAUAUAUACUUUUAAGAAACUCACAGUUUCUUUUUAAAAAAAUAUUUAUAUUUAUGAAAUAUAUUUUUUGGUUAGUUAUUUAUAAUUCUCAGUUUGGAUAAUAAUAAAAGAUGAAAUUGGUUAAAAAAUAAUAAUAUGAUAUUAGAGUUUAAUCAAAUAAUCCAACUUAAUUUAUAAUUGAUAUAACUCAAAAGUUGGUCCAUUGAUCAUUGUUAAACAUUUCAAUAUUAAUUGUCAAAAACAAAUAUCUCGAAGGGAUGUACUUGAGACAACGUCCCAAAUUGAAAAAUUGGAAGAAUCUUACGUAAUAUGUAAAAGAUAUGUGCUAAUCCCAUUUCUACCAUAUAGUUUAGGUUUCAUUGAAACCUAUCUAAAUUAAUAUUAUGAACUUCCCAAAUACUUUCUUCAGCUCUUCCUCUUUCGAGUCCCUGAGAAAGUGAGAAGUUAGCUUUGGCUUGCAAAUGCCUUUCUACUUAAGAACAAAGUUUCAUGCAUUCCUUUCUUGAUGCAUGAUUUUGAGUCUACUGACAUGAUAACCAUAUACAUUCAACGAACGCGAUUUUCAUUAGUUUAUAAUUCAUAACUUUGUCAAAGCAGCCGAUUAAUUUAUCUUAACAUUAAUCACUUAAUCACACGAUCGAAUAAAAAAUGUGAUAAGGAAAUCUUAAAGAUCCUUCAACAACUAACACUCCCAUAAAUAAACAAAAACACAACGUGCGGGUCAGUAUGAGUACUAGCCAUGGCUAACACGUUCCUCUCUAUACAUAUGGUUAUAAGUUAUAACCUGCACCUUAUUUGUCAUUUGAGAGAUUAGUUCGUGGCAUUAAAGAAAAAAAGAUGGGGAAAGAUUUCAAAAGCAUGGUCACAAGAUGCAUCUACGUAUCAAAAGAGAACGAUAACGCCAAGAAGCUGAAAACCAUAACUGAGGAGCUCAGGGAUCUACACAACAGUGUCAUGAAACGAGUCAAAAUGUACGAAGAUCAGCAGAAGCUGAAGCGGCUCGAGAAAGUCCAGGUGUGGCUAAGACAAUCCGACGCAGCCAUCAAAGAGGCAGAAGAGAUGUUGAUGAUGUACAUGCCUUCUUCUGCAUCGAAUGGAUCAAACGUGAUGAUGAGUAGUAGUCACAAGAUAGACAAGAAGAUUAGCAAGAUGCUGAAAGAGGUUCAGGAGAUAAAGAGCCGAGGAACAUUUGAUGUGGUGGUUGAAAACAGUGGCGUUGGUAGUGGUGGGUCGAUGAUGAUCUCGACCGUUGAUAGAGAUGAUCAGACGGUUGGUUUAGAAGCGGUUUCAGGGUUGGUGUGGAGGUGCUUGACGGUGGAUAACACUGGGAUUAUUGGGUUGUACGGUGUGGAAGGUGUUGGGAAGACGACGGUGUUGACUCAGGUUAACAACAGGUUGCUUCAGCACAAGUCAAACGGGUUUGACUUUGUGAUUUGGGUGUUUGUGUCCAAGAAUCUGAAUCUUGAGAAGAUUCAAGACACGAUUCGGGAGAAGAUAGGGUUUCUUGAUAGGUCGUGGACGAACAAGACCGAGGAAGAGAAAGCCGGUAAGAUCUUUGAGAUACUUAGCAAGAAACGGUUUGCUUUGUUUCUUGACGACGUUUGGGAGAAAGUUGAUCUAGUGAAAGCUGGCGUGCCGCCACCCGAUGGACAGAACAGGUCGAAGAUUGUGUUCACGACCUGUUCAGACGAGGUUUGUCGGGAAAUGGGAACACAAACGAAGAUCAAGAUGGAGAAGCUGUCAUGGGAGAGAGCUUGGGACUUGUUUAAGAAGAAUGCUGGAGAAGAGACGGUGAAGAGCCACCCGGACAUAGCCAAGGUGGCUCAGGAGGUUGCAGCCAAGUGCGAUGGCCUCCCAUUGGCUCUGGUCACAAUAGGCCGAGCAAUGGCCUCUAAGAAAACACCUCAGGAAUGGCGUGACGCUUUGUACAUUUUGAGUAACUCCCCUCCAAAUUUUUCAGUUCUCAAGUUGCUGGACAGGAACUAGUUGAUGUGCACUCGAGGAACAAUCUUGCUGUGCAUGAGAGCAAAAAGAUAGCUGCGUACAUUUUGAUUAGGGAGAUUAAUGAUUGUAAUUCAUUUGUGUAUCUUAUUUGAGAUUUUAUGUCUUCUUUAUGUCACCGGCUAGAGUUUGAAGAAUUUGGUUGAAGGCUUGGAAUGUUUUGAACUUUUGGUGGUUAAUUAUUGGUUUUGUAUUUAAUUUAUUUUAACCGAAAAGGUUUGGUUCAAAAAAAAAAAAAAGGUUUGGUUCUCUUGAAUACAUAUCUAGAUAAAUGAUUUCUAUCUAAAAGGAGAGUUAGGUGCUAUUUAGCCUUGCUUUCCGCAAUUAUUGAUCCUCCUGAAGGAUAUAUGCUUGGCUAAAGGGAGUUAGGCAGCUAUUUAGGCCAUAAUUGUACUCUUUCCUCUGAUAUAUCAACUCACAUAAAAAGAAGAUUAUUCAUAUGAUAUGUUGUCUUCAUCACGGCACAUACUUUUAUAUCUUUUGUUGUCUUCAUCACGGCACAGACUUUAUUUUCUGGAAGCUUCAAAUUAUCAACUCAUG
This is a messenger RNA of Brassica napus (rape), 3907 nucleotides long. Its product is annotated as putative disease resistance protein At3g15700. Gene Ontology annotation, molecular function: ADP binding. The transcript is spliced from 4 exons. Bases 2204 to 3352 code for a protein of 382 amino acids. The record is from RefSeq and is a predicted model, not a curated record. NCBI's taxonomy places the organism in Eukaryota, Viridiplantae, Streptophyta, Magnoliopsida, Brassicales, Brassicaceae.